Ciona intestinalis (vase tunicate) is the source of this 2081-nucleotide messenger RNA. Its product is annotated as A-kinase anchor protein 17A-like. Lineage: Eukaryota; Metazoa; Chordata; Ascidiacea; Phlebobranchia; Cionidae. The record is from RefSeq and is a predicted model, not a curated record.
UUCAGCAGAAUCAAGUUAGGUUGUGUGUUAGUUUUGCACAUUGUAUGCAUAAAUAGGGAAAGAGCUUAGUUAGAAAUGAACACCUCACUCAUCAGUGAUCUGUCUGAUGCUACCCCCAUUUGCCAAGCAUUAAAACUUUACCUGAAACCAAUCGCAAAACUCAACAUAUGCGUUGCUCUACCCAAAUUGAAGGCUCCCGGCCAAACUAUAUCAAACUGGGAAGUUAUGGAAAAGAUAAAGUUCAUGUGUUCACCACACCAGUUCACUUUACUAAGGGUAACAAAAAGUACGCUGGAUUUUGUCAGGUUUGAGGGAGAGACUGAAAACAAAAACCUUCUUUCCAACUUUAUAACGUUACUUGAUGGAAAACACAUCAAAUUGUCAGGUUUUCCUGUGCUUUUAAAGAUAUCUUGUGGUGAAAGCAAACACAGCUUUCCCACCAGGCAUGACUGGGAUUCAUUUUUCCGAGAUUCCAAAGACUUUGACGAAACGCAACCUGGUGAACGACCCGAUACCGUCCAUCUCACAAACAUCCCUUGCAAGUUUUUCACCGAUAAAAAAACCCAGGCUGUGAGUGAAGAGUUGAUCAAGAUAACAUUUCUAUCUUUUGGUGAGAUUCGUAACAUAGAUGUACCAAUGCUUGACCCUUAUAGAUCAGAUACACUGGCAGCAGGCGUGAGCAACUUCCAGACAUUCUCGUACGGUUCCCGACUCAACUUUGAAAUGUACGUUCAGUUCAAGGAGUACAUCGGCUUCGCAAAGUGCAUGAACGCGCUCAAAGGAAUGAAACUUGUGGCAAAAGAGAGUGAUGGAAAAGCUGUGGCUGCAACUAUAAAGGUCACUUUUGAUUGCACGAAGCACCUAUCCGCCCAAUCCAUCGCACACAGGUUGCAAGAGAAACGGAAAAUUGAGAAACUACAACGCGAGAGAGAAGAAGAAAAAAGGAAGGAGAGAGAACUCAUACAGAAAAAGGCAGAUGAGGAGAAACAAAGAGAGUUAGAUUUGCUUAAAGAGCAAGAGGAGAGGAGAAGAAAACGAGAGGAAAAGAGAAGGAGGAAAAAGAAAGAGAAAAAGGAGCAGGAGGAAGCUGCGAGGUUGGCUCUCAGGAUCGCGAUGGAAGAGAGGAAACUUCUUCUCGCCCAACGGAAGUUGGAAUCAAUUAGAUUGCUCAGUGAAUUACUGGAUCGUGUAAAGGCAGAUGCGCAGCAAGCAGAGGUGGAAAAGUUGGAGAGAGAAAUCGCUCGAAAAGCUGAAGAGGAGAGGAGGAAAAAGAUGGAAGAAGAGAGAAAGAGAAUGGAGAAGGAGGAGAAAAAACGAGAGAAACUUCGUCGGAAAGAACUCGAGAUGAAAUCACGGUUGUUGAAACGUAAACUAGAAGAAGAUUACAAGAAAGGAGAGAAAAGAAGGAAAAACGCAAUCAGGAAGCUGAAUCAUGGAAAAUCUCUCUCUUCUGCUGUUGUGGUUACUUCCCCGCCGAGCUGAAAAAAAAAACUGAAGAAAUUCUUCUGAUGCCGCUGCUGGUAUGUGCGCACAGUCGUGUGGCACUGACACCGUUUUUAGUUGUGGGCAACACUUUUUUAACACUGUGAAUGGACAAUCAAAAAACCACUAUCAGACAAUGUAAAAUAAAUGCAUUGCGGAAAUUUCGAUCACCGUUUUUAUUUGACGCGCCUUUUGGAAUAAGUUACGAGAAUUGUAUACCCUGUACUGAGAAAAAGUUGUAGUUUGAAAUUUUGUUCAAUACCUUAAAAAAAUCAGAGCAAAAUUUGGUUUUUGAAUCCGCGAUUUAUAUUCUUGUUCGGCAUCACUAUUGAGUUGCGGACCACUACUUCUGAGGGUACUGUGACGUCACGACCUAGAUAAAAUAGAAAUUUCGUUAUUUAGGAAAUAAAAAUGUCCCAUGUUGUAAAUCUUGUUUGUUCUUUUAUCGCGUUAUCAUUUUAAAGUUGAACUUUUUAAGCGGUUACUAAAUUUUGGAAAAAAAUAUUAGUUAUGUGCUAAAAACACGUCAACUGAAUAACUAAAGCAGAGAUGCAGCGUUGGUCGCUCCUCGUUAAUAAAAAUACGUUUUUAUUUGUAAA